Molecule: messenger RNA, 4404 nt
Organism: Carya illinoinensis
Lineage: Eukaryota; Viridiplantae; Streptophyta; Magnoliopsida; Fagales; Juglandaceae
Product: probable leucine-rich repeat receptor-like protein kinase At2g33170
Exons: 3
Coding region: 746-4066 (1106 amino acids)
Biological process (GO): hormone-mediated signaling pathway; protein phosphorylation
Cellular component (GO): plasma membrane
Molecular function (GO): protein kinase activity; ATP binding; protein binding
Source: RefSeq, a predicted model, not a curated record
UGAAAUCCACUUUACACAGAUAAGAACUUCAGGCCAUUUUUAAACGCUAAAAAGUUGUGGCAUGCUGACAUGAAUAUUUAUUCACGGAGGACUUGGAGGCAAGAUUAGAUCAGAGGCGGUCGCAAAAAAACCAGAGAAGCAAACUGCAGUGGCUACCUACCAAAGCCAAGCAGCCAUCCUAAUCAGAAAAAUCCCGAAGUUCUCUCUUCUGUUCACUCUUUUCAAGCACUAAGAUGUUGAGAGAAACUUACAAGCUGAUAGCCCCACUCUGGAGAGGGCAUCAGCCGUAGCCAUUAAGGUGAAGAGGAAAUGAGAGCAUGCCUUGUCGGCCAUUAAAGCUUCGACGGAGAGCUUUCGCCCGCCUCUUCGAAUCUACCUAAAAGAACCUUGACGAGUCACGACAGCAACCAUAACUGUAGCACAAAGUUUCGGCUUUGCAAUCUUUUUCAAUAAAAUAUUUUAGAGAAAAUCAUUUUUUCGGAUUCGUUGCACUUUGAGUUUCCUGGUUGAAAAGCCGCAAAAAGGAGGGUAGAUUUUUCUGAUUCUUUUUGUAACUGUUUUUUUCCUCCUCUCUCUCUUCUUUUUGGAACAAAAUCUUGGCCCGUGGAUCGAGGAUCCCACCAAUUGUGAGGAAAAGGCGAACUGGGUUUACUUGUUUUCACCCUUCGAUUCAUGAAUUACACGGUUUUCAUUUUGUCAUGGCAAGCAGUACUCUGUUUGCAGUGGUGGUCUCGCUGCUUUCAUCAUGUCUUUCUUGACGAGUGAUCGCGGGCUUUGCAAGGUGCGUUUUAACUUUCAGAGCGCCGCUAAAAUGUCGGGGAAUAUCAAUUGGAGGAGCAUUGUGGGAUGGAGGUUUAUCGGGUUCUUGCUUGUUGCUACCGUACCCUUUUGUAUUUCAGAGGGGUUGAAUUCGGAUGGGCUUUACCUCCUGGAGCUGAGAAAUGGUCUUCGCGAUCAGUUUAACCGUUUGGGAAAUUGGAACUCCACUGAUCGAACACCAUGUGGAUGGCAUGGUGUGAAAUGCACCUCUGAUAAUGAUCCCGUAGUCCAUUCGCUUCGCUUGAAUUCAUUGAAUCUUUCUGGAACCCUGAGCUCUAGCAUUGGUGGUUUGGUCCAUCUUACUGAGCUUGAUCUCUCUGAUAAUGGGCUCACUGGAGACAUACCUAGGGAGAUUGGAAACUGUUCCAAGUUGGAGUAUCUUUAUUUGAAUAAUAAUCAAUUUGAUGGGCAACUUCCUGCUGAGUUGGGGAAUCUGUCUUGGUUAAGAAGAUUGAAUGUAUGCAACAAUAGAAUAUCUGGCCCUAUUCCGGAGGAGUUAGGAAACUUGUCUUUAUUGGUUGAUUUUGUGGUAUAUACCAACAAUCUCACAGGCCCAUUACCUCGUUCUAUUGGGAAUCUCAAGCAGCUAACUUCAUUUAGAGCUGGGCAAAAUGCUAUUUCUGGUAACAUACCAGCCGAAAUAGGUGGAUGUGAGAGCUUGGAACUACUUGGUCUUACCCAAAAUAAUAUAGGAGGGAAAAUACCAAAGGAAAUUGGGAUGCUGGGCAAGUUGAAAGAUCUGAUUCUACAUUCAAACCAGCUUUCGGGGUUUAUCCCAGAGGAACUUGGGAACUGUACAAGCCUUGUAACCCUUGCUUUGAAUGAUAAUGAUCUCGGGGGAUCUAUACCUAAGGAGAUUGGGAACUUCAAAUCGUUGAGGAUGUUGUACCUCUAUAGGAAUAAGCUGAAUGGAACGAUUCCGAGGGAGAUCGGGAAUCUUUCUCUGGCCCGUGAAAUUGAUUUCUCGGAGAACUAUUUGACAGGUGAGAUCCCCUCUGAGUUCAUUAAGAUCACAAACUUAAGCUUACUAUACCUUUUCCAGAACCAGCUUACAGGUGUUAUACCAAAAGAGCUCAUUAGCUUGAGGAACCUGACAAAAGUUGACCUCUCAAUUAAUCAGCUAACAGGUCCUGUUCCAUUUGGGUUUCAGUAUUUGACUAAAAUGAUCAUGUUACAGCUUUUCAACAACUUUCUGAGUGGCAGCAUUCCUCGGGGGCUUGGUCUCCACAGCAGACUUUGGGUGCUUGAUUUAUCGAACAACCAACUAACAGGAAGAAUGCCACCUCAUCUUUGCCAACAUUCUAACCUGAUUUUGUUGAAUCUGGAGUCUAAUAAGCUGCAUGGAAAUAUCCCAGCUGGGGUCAUCAACUGCCAAUCAUUGGUGCAACUUCGUCUGGUUGGAAACGGGCUUACUGGAAGCUUCCCGUCAGACUUGUGCAAAUUAGUGAACCUUUCUGCUGUUGAAUUAGAUCAAAACAGGUUCAGUGGUCCAAUUCCUCCAGUUAUUGGGAACUGCCACAAGUUGCAGAGGCUUCAUAUUGCAGGAAAUUACUUUACAUCAGAGUUGCCUAAGGAAAUAGGAAAUCUAUCUCAAUUGGUGACUUUUAAUGUUUCUUCGAACUUGCUUACGGGAAGGAUUCCACCAGAAAUUGUUAAUUGCAAGAUGCUUCAGCGGCUUGAUCUCAGCCAAAAUAGGUUUAUAGAUGCGUUACCAAAUGAGCUCGGAAUCCUUUUGCAGCUGGAGCUUCUCAGACUAUCAGAAAAUAAUUUCUCUGGAGAUAUACCUUCAGCAUUGGGAAACCUCUCCCACUUGACAGAGUUGCAGAUGGGUGGCAAUUCAUUUUCUGGUGAAAUACCUCGUGAGUUGGGUUCUCUUUCAAGCUUGCAGAUUGCAUUGAAUCUGAGCAAUAAUAAUCUCACUGGGAGAAUACCAGAAGAGCUUGGCAAUCUUAAAAUACUGGAAUACCUCUACCUCAAUAAUAAUCAAUUGACUGGUGAAAUUCCCAGCACAUUUGAAAAUCUGUCGAGUUUAUUGGGCUGCAAUUUCUCAUACAAUGACCUUACUGGACCUUUACCUUCUGUAUCACUGUUUCAGAACAUGGCCAUCAACAGCUUCAUUGGGAACAAAGGGCUUUGUGGUGGCCUUCUUCGAGGUUGCAGUGGAAAAUCAUCUCCAUCUGUUCCAUCUUUGGAAAGAGUUGGUGCUCCUCAGGGUAAAAUCAUUACAGCAAUUUCAGCUGCCGUGGGUGGGGUUUCUCUCAUUCUAAUUGUGAUUCUUCUGUAUUUCAUGAGACGUCCAGCUGAGACAGUUCCUUCCUUGCAAGAUAAGGACAUUUCAUCGCCAGAUUCAGACAUCUAUUUUCCACCAAAAGAUGGGUUCACUUUUGAAGAUCUGGUUGAGGCCACAAACAAUUUUCAUGACAGAUAUGUUGUUGGAAGGGGAGCUUGUGGAACAGUUUAUAAAGCAGUCAUGCAUUCUGGAAAGAUCAUUGCCGUUAAGAAGCUAGCAUCUAACAGGGAGGGGAACAACAUUGAGAACAGUUUUCGGGCUGAGAUUUCAACUCUUGGAAAGAUUAGGCAUCGUAACAUUGUGAAGCUAUAUGGUUACUACUAUCAUCACGGUUCCAAUCUGCUUCUGUAUGAGUACAUGGCUAAGGGUAGCUUGGGUGAAAUGCUUCAUGGGGCCUCUUGUAGUCUGGAAUGGCCGACUCGGUUCACAAUAGCUCUUGGGGCUGCUGAAGGUCUUUCUUAUUUACAUCAUGAUUGCAAACCAAAGAUUAUUCACCGCGAUAUAAAGUCCAAUAAUAUUCUACUAGAUGACGGCUUUGAGGCCCAUGUUGGUGACUUUGGUUUGGCAAAAGUAAUCGACAUGCCUCAAUCUAAAUCAAUGUCAGCGGUCGCUGGAUCAUAUGGGUACAUUGCUCCAGAAUAUGCAUACACUAUGAAGGUUACAGAAAAAUGUGACAUUUAUAGCUAUGGAGUGGUUUUAUUAGAGUUGCUAACUGGAAAAACUCCUGUACAACCACUAGAUCAAGGGGGUGAUCUUGUCACAUGGGUGAGAAAGUAUGUUCGAGACCAUUCAUUGGCAUCUGUGAUACUUGACCCGAGACUGAAUCUUGAAGACAAAAGUACGGUUGAACACAUGCUUACCGUCUUAAAAAUUGCUUUGAUGUGCACAAGUAUGUCGCAUUUGGACAGACCAUCAAUGCGACAAGUCGUCUUGAUGCUCAUCGAGUCUAAUGAGUGAGAAGGGAACUUUACUUUCUCCAAUUUAUGGUCUGCUUAAAGUUGAUGCCUUCUGUAAGUAUGUGGCCGUUUCAAAUAUCUAUUAACUGAGGUGAUUUCUUGGGACUGGUUCUUCCUAGUAUUUUUCACAACGGAAAAAAUGAGAGUCUGUUGUACAUGUUUUCUUUAAAAGAAUAUCAUCAUUGGGCUUCUGCUUAUAAUUCUCUGAAAUACCGUAUUUUCUUUUGCAAUUACUGCGGUAUGAUCACUCUGGUGUACUGCUGUGGUUCUUUUCCGUAUGUAUCUUAAAGGUCCUCAAGUUAAUGGAAUUGGUUGAAGGAUGAUAUUUAUCUUCGUGUA